GAUUCCCUCUCCAUCAUGUCAAACCAACCCCGAGAAAAACACGUUCGUCUGCAUCAAAGUUCAAACCUCCACCUGUCCGCGUCCCCGAGCAGAGCCCCUUUAAUGCUGCAAAGAUGUAAACUCCCCCAGGUCUUCAUUAUGUCUUACAGGCCCGAUAUUAUAUCAGAUUAUGGAAUCAUUAAACACAAAAUUGUACUCCUCUCCGUCCGGAGGGGCCUCUGGUUACCUCGUCUAAAUAUAACAGCAUCAUUUUUAACCGAGGCGCGGGGACGCUCCCUGGGGCCGUCAUUAUUUCCAUGGGUCUGUGCCGGAGCGUUGGAGCCCGCGCUGGAAUGUGUCCUGUGCUGAGCGGGGCAUCAGCUCCAUGGGAUCCCAGCACAGCACGGCUGGUGGGAGGAAAAAGGGAAAAAAGGGGAGAAAAGGGGAGAAAAGGGGAGAAAAGCAGCGCAGGGGGCUGAAAUCCGCCCGAGGCGUGCGCCCAAUUAUUUUAAUUGCGCGUAGGUGCUGUUUAGGGCUCACUCAUGCAUCGCACAUCAUUGUUUACUGCUCGGAGCAGAACCAAUUAUGUCGGAACACAGAGGGGCUGAGAGACAGCAAAUCCACACGCGGGCGGCGCAGGGCUCCGCUGUGUGCUCCUUUGCAGCCAUCCGUCAGCGCCCAGUGAGGCAUGGAUGGGGUGUGGGCACCGCGUGGCCCAGGGCCAUACAGCCCAGAUGGGACUGGGAUGGGGAUGGGAUGGGGAUGGGAUGGGAAUGGAAUGGGAAUGGGGGGAGAGGGGCAGGAGGGAGAGGGGCGAGGGGAGUGGAUCCGCGUGGGAAAGGAGGGGAAACAAAUAAAGACAUACAAACACAGUUUCUUGCGGGGUUUUGACAUGAGUUGUCAGAGCUGGUGGUGCGUGUGCUCCUGUCUUUACAGUAAAUAACUGUCAGCAAUUAGAAAGUGGAGGUGUUGUGGAGGGAGCCGGGCGGCGCGGCGCGUCAAUCACGGUGCGGCGGGGAGCCAGGACGGCAGCAGCACGGGGACACGGGGGGGAGCUGCGGCCGGAGGGAGUGCUCCGUGAGCAGGGCUGCCCGGGGAAGCAGCCCGGCCCUGGCCAGCUAUUGGGGCCGCCAGCUGCACGCACACUGCCCCACAUCCCUGUGCAGCGCCAGGUUGCGCAGAACCACGAGCCCCGUGUGUGGUCGGGGAAUGGCAGAUCCAGGAGAGCUGCUGGGGGAGCCCCGGUUUGGCUGAGACCCCAGAAAUCCCCGGACAGAGCCCAGCGGGGCUGCAGGCAGGACAGGGGCACAGCUUACAGCCAGAGCAGAGCAGAGCAGGCGGGAGGGCUGAGAGGUUGCACCAGUUCACAGCCCCAUCCCACGGGUGGGAAGCGCAGGGCUGCAGCAGCAGCAGCAGAGCAACGUCAGCAGCAGAGCAGCAAAGCCCACCCCGAGCUCCAGCACUCCUGCUGCUGCAGGGACCUGCAUCUGUGGCCUCCUCCUCCUCCUCCUCCUCCUCCUCUCCUGCGUGCAGCUCCAAGCGCAGCUCUCCCCUUCCCUCCUCCCGGUUCAGGGAAGCGGAGCGCAGCUCAGCCCCGAGUUCCGUGACACCAAUAACCUCUGCUUUGUGCUCCGCAGCUCAGACAAAAACUCCUCUCCUUUCGGGCUGGAGCAGCGCACGGUCGCGGGGCCGCGUCCCGGCCUUGAUGAGCAGCUUCAGAGGCAGCAGCGCAUCCCGGCAGCGGGGCCACGGGGGACGGGGGCGCGGGGGAGACCCGGCUGCCGUUCCUAUGGCGACCGAGGAUGCCGAUGUCGCAGCCCGAGGCUCUGCUUUUGGUACUCGCAGAUCAAAGGCGCAGGGCAAGCGGUGCCGGGGAGAAGUACAAGGGGUGCAGCAAAUGGAAUGACUGGAAUUAACAACGCGGGACCGGCGGUCCCCGUGGCGCGGGGCGGGAGGAGACGCAAACUUUGCGUGGUUGGGUUCAAACUCGCGAUCCCGCUCGUCCCCCUGCCCUUGUCCUCUCUGUCGCUUUGGGAAAUAUGUAUGCACGGAGCCAGGCUGAGCUCAGAGAGCCGGGCCCCGCUGUAAGAUGUGUGGGGCACUCAUCUCAUACAGGACACAGGGGGGAAGCUGCCCUGACCCUCACCCAUCGCAUGCACAAGGGGCUACAGUGGGGACAGGAGCACCAGCAGCACCCAGCACCCCUCCAGCUGCACGGCUGCUCCUCGCUCCAGUGGCACAGGGAGCAUCCAUCCCUGCAAUGCGUGCAGCAGCCACAGGGUGCAAUGCAAUGCAUGCACAAACCAUAGGGUGCAACGCAAUGCAUGCACAAGCCAUAGGGUGCAACGCGUGCACCAACCGUAGGGUGCCGUGCAGUGCAUGCACAAACCAUGGGGUGCGAUGCAACACAUGCACAAACCGUAGAGUGCAGCGCAUGCACCAACCACCGGAUGCAAUGCAAUGCAUGCACAAGCCAUAAGGUGCAAUGCAAUGCACCAAUCAUAGGAUGUAAUGCAACACAUGCACUGACCGUGGGGCAGCAUGGGAGGGUGGGAGCACCCAGCAGACCCCGCCCCCCCCGGGGUGCAGCAGGAGCUGGGGGGGCCCUCAGCACCCAGCUGCCUUCGCAGCGGAGAGGGCUGGGAAUUUGCAGUGAGAGCAAGCCUCCUGCUUUCCGGCUGACACCACCACACCACAGCACGGAGACAGCAGCAUUGGUCGCCUGGUGCAGCAAAGCCCAGGGCCCCAUGGGGACCUCACCCCGACAUCUCCAUCACAGCCACAAAGCAGCACAGCCCACGGCCGGACCAGGAUCCAGGGGAUGCUUCUACCCACGCUGCAGCAGGGAUGGCUGGGGCUGCUCCUGGCACAGCACCACCUCCAGCACUCAGAUCCAAACGCCUUCGCGUGGAGCUGUGCUCUGCAGGAGGCUCGGUCCAUGCACGUGGAGCUGGGCCCUGUGCCUGGGGGUGGCACGAGGCCCAGUGACCCCUCACACUGAGCCACCCCGGGGCUGCGGCACCGAGGGCGCUGCCCCAUGGGGAGGUAGGAGCGGGUGGUUCCCCCAGAACCGAGGGCAGUUCUGUUUAAACAGAGAAGAAAUCAGGUCCCAGUUCAACGUCAGGCAGCGCUCUGCUCCGAGCGCAUCCCAUGGUGCCGGUGCCGGGCAGGGCAGGACCCCCAGCACCCAGUGCUACCAGCAGCUGCACAUCCCCAGCCCAACCAACCCAAGACCAGCCCUCACAUGGGGUGUGGGCUCCGGGCUCCGCUCAGGGUUUUGUGGCCAAUUUGGAUGAGAGCAAACGCUGCGCCCAAGCAGCAACCAUCACUGCCGGGCCGCGCUCCUGGCGGUGCCAUGGCAGCACGGAGCGCAGCGGUGUUAUCUCCCUCCCACAAACAGCCCCGGCCCC
This is a messenger RNA of Numida meleagris (helmeted guineafowl), 3389 nucleotides long. RefSeq lists its product as uncharacterized. Lineage: Eukaryota; Metazoa; Chordata; Aves; Galliformes; Numididae. The coding region runs from base 2370 to 3275 and encodes 301 amino acids. The record is from RefSeq and is a predicted model, not a curated record. The transcript is spliced from 2 exons.